Molecule: messenger RNA, 676 nt
Organism: Arabidopsis thaliana (thale cress)
Lineage: Eukaryota; Viridiplantae; Streptophyta; Magnoliopsida; Brassicales; Brassicaceae
Gene: ETC2
Product: Homeodomain-like superfamily protein
Exons: 3
Coding region: 248-586 (112 amino acids)
Biological process (GO): regulation of trichome patterning; regulation of DNA-templated transcription; trichome differentiation
Cellular component (GO): nucleus
Source: RefSeq, marked reviewed
AUCGAACGUAUCACGAAAUUAUGUUUUGACGUAUUCGAUCGGGAUAUAUAAAAACAAAAAUGUGAAUUAUAAAUUUAGGAAUAUAUACGUAGAAAUUCCAAUAAAAAAUAAAUCACCUAUCUCUCUCUCUCUCUUUUUAUAUAACUAUUUUUUUCCCUCACAUCUUUUCUAUAUCUUGCAUUCUCCAAACUCUACAUUUUCAGUUUCUCUGUAAAUUUAUCUAAUAUUCUUCUAUUUUCCAGUAGUUAUGGAUAAUACCAACCGUCUUCGUCUUCGUCGCGGUCCCAGUCUUAGGCAAACUAAGUUCACUCGAUCCCGAUAUGACUCUGAAGAAGUGAGUAGCAUCGAAUGGGAGUUUAUCAGUAUGACCGAACAAGAAGAAGAUCUCAUCUCUCGAAUGUACAGACUUGUCGGUAAUAGGUGGGAUUUAAUAGCAGGAAGAGUCGUAGGAAGAAAGGCAAAUGAGAUUGAGAGAUACUGGAUUAUGAGAAACUCUGACUAUUUUUCUCACAAACGACGACGUCUUAAUAAUUCUCCCUUUUUUUCUACUUCUCCUCUUAAUCUCCAAGAAAAUCUAAAAUUGUAAAGAAAUCAAAAUAAAAGCUUUCAAUCAUAAAAGUAGAACAAAUCUUGAAUGUCUUCUCAUCAUAUAAAUGGUUCAGAAAUUGUUGAAUCU